Ipomoea triloba (trilobed morning glory) is the source of this 3433-nucleotide messenger RNA. Its product is annotated as putative pentatricopeptide repeat-containing protein At1g12700, mitochondrial. NCBI's taxonomy places the organism in Eukaryota, Viridiplantae, Streptophyta, Magnoliopsida, Solanales, Convolvulaceae. The transcript is spliced from 2 exons. Gene Ontology annotation, molecular function: protein binding. Bases 51 to 2792 code for a protein of 913 amino acids. The record is from RefSeq and is a predicted model, not a curated record.
CAAUUUUCUGUGUUUCCUCAAAGCCCUAAAACUUUGAUUUCAUCUUGAAAAUGAAAACACAGAGAAAUGCUUUGUCUUGGUUCUUCAGUAACAUGAGUUGGAGGAGAAUAAGGACAGCAAGCUCUACUCCCAUUUCGCCCAAUUUUGCGUCAGGUACGGCUUCUUCAAAUCAUAAUAACUCAUCGGUUUCUAUGAAUCAAUCCAAAUUCAAAAAAAGCUGUAAUGAUUUAGACGAUGCCCUAAAGUUAUUCCAUCAAAUGGCUCAUACCAGGCCCUUGCCUUGUGUUAUUCACUUCAACAAACUGCUUUGUAGAAUUGUGAAAUUGAAGCGUUAUUCGGUAGUUGUUUCCCUCUUUCAAGAAAUGCGCAUUAAGGGUAUCCCAAUCAGUGUGCGUACCAUUAACAUUCUGGUGGAUGUGUACUGCCGCUCUAGUCGAGUAGAUUGCGGGUUUUGUGUACUUGGUGUGGUCUUCAAGUGUGGAUUUGAGUUUAAUGUGGUCACAUUCACCACUCUGAUCAAGGGUCUCUUUAUGGAUAAUAAGAUUGUUGAGGCUAUAGGGCUAUUCAAGAAGUUGGUGAGGGAAAAUGUGUACAAAGUUGAUCAAAUUACUUAUGGUACUGUUAUAAAUGGGCUUUGCAAGGCAGGUCAUACACAAAAUGCUCUUGAUUUACUUGUAGUAAUGCAAAAGGAGGGACCUAAGCCUGAUACUAUAGCCUAUAACACUGUAAUUGAUUCUCUAUGCAAAGACAGAAUGGUUGAUCAGGCUCUUGGCCUUCUCUCUGAGAUGACUGAAAGAGGAGUUCCCCCGGAUAUCAUCACAUACGCUCCACUGAUUCAAGGCCUUUGCAAUUUUAACCGAUGGAAAGAGGUUACGAAGGUAAUGAAUGAGAUGGUCCUACAUAAUGUAUAUCCAGGUGUCUAUAUUUUCAAUAUAUUAGCGGAUGCCCUCUGUAAGGAGGGGAAGUUGGAAAGUGCGGAAACUAUUAUUCAGAUCAUGAUUCAAAGGAACAUUUAUCCUGAUGUUGUCACAUACAACGCUCUUGUUGAGGGGUACUGUUUGCAAGGACGGAUGGAUGAAGUGAGGAAAGUUUUUGGUCGGAUGGUAGAAAGUGGCAUUCAACCUGAUGUUAUGACCUAUAACACAUUAAUUAAUGGAUACUGUAAAAUAAAAGAGGUGGAUGAAGUGAGGAAAGUUUUUGGUCGGAUGGUAGAAAGUGGCAUUCAACCUGAUGUUAUGACCUAUAACACAUUAAUUAAUGGAUACUGUAAAAUAAAAGAGGUGGAUGAAGUGAGGAAAGUUUUUGGUCGGAUGGUAGAAAGUGGCAUUCAACCUGAUGUUAUGACCUAUAACACAUUAAUUAAUGGAUACUGUAAAAUAAAAGAGGUGGAUGAAGUGAGGAAAGUUUUUGGUCGGAUGGUAGAAAGUGGCAUUCAACCUGAUGUUAUGACCUAUAACACAUUAAUUAAUGGAUACUGUAAAAUAAAAGAGGUGGAUGAAGUGAGGAAAGUUUUUGGUCGGAUGGUAGAAAGUGGCAUUCAACCUGAUGUUAUGACCUAUAACACAUUAAUUAAUGGAUACUGUAAAAUAAAAGAGGUGGAUGAAGUGAGGAAAGUUUUUGGUCGGAUGGUAGAAAGUGGCAUUCAACCUGAUGUUAUGACCUAUAACACAUUAAUUAAUGGAUACUGUAAAAUAAAAGAGGUGGAUGAAGUGAGGAAAGUUUUUGGUCGGAUGGUAGAAAGUGGCAUUCAACCUGAUGUUAUGACCUAUAACACAUUAAUUAAUGGAUACUGUAAAAUAAAAGAGGUGGAUGAAGUGAGGAAAGUUUUUGGUCGGAUGGUAGAAAGUGGCAUUCAACCUGAUGUUAUGACCUAUAACACAUUAAUUAAUGGAUACUGUAAAAUAAAAGAGGUGGAUGAAGUGAGGAAAGUUUUUGGUCGGAUGGUAGAAAGUGGCAUUCAACCUGAUGUUAUGACCUAUAACACAUUAAUUAAUGGAUACUGUAAAAUAAAAGAGGUGGAUGAAGCGAGGAAAGUUUUUGGUCGGAUGGUAGAAAGUGGCAUUCAACCUGAUGUUAUGACCUAUAACACAUUAAUUAAUGGAUACUGUAAAAUAAAAGAAAUGGAUGAGGCCGUGCAUCUGUUUUGUGAAAUUCCUCAUUCUGAUGUUGUUACGUAUAACACAAUGUUGCAGGGGUUAUUUCUGGUGGGUAGAUGUUGUGCUGCACUGGAACUUUUUCAGGAGAUGCUGGUUGCUGGACAUAAACCAGAUUUUUACACUUCAUGUGUCUUACUUGGUGGUUUGUGUGAUAAUGGACUUGUUGAAGAGGCGAUGUCAUUCUAUCAUGAGUUAUUAAAUAGAAACAGAUAUGGUUCUCAUGUUUAUGGUACCAUCAUAAUUGAUAGGCUCUGCAAGAUAGGACGGCUUAAUGUUGCACGCGAUGUAUUCAAUGACCUCAUCUCUAAAGGGCGAUGCCUAAAUGUGAAUACAUACACUGUAAUGAUAAAUGGGCUUUGCCGAGAAGGAUUAAUAGAUGAAGCCUUAGAGUUGUUAAGGAAAAUGGAGAGAAAUGAUUGCUUACCAAAUACUGUGACUUAUAAUGUUAUUUUGCAAGAAUUUGUUAGAGAGAAAAAAUGGCACGAGGCAAAUCUACUUUUGGAUGAAAUGGUUGGUAAGGGUAUUUCUCUAGAUCACUGCACAUUUUUCUUCAUGAAUGACUUACUUGCACUUAAAACUGGAGAUGAGACUGUACUAAAGGUGAUACAGAAAUUUGCUGCAAAUCAUGUAAAGUAACUACAUAUUUGGAAUCUUUUAGCUUCUCUACUAGUUCAUGAUUUGCUACUUUUGGAAGAAUGUUUUCAGGGAUUUCACAAGUUUGGGUCUCAGCAUCUAUGUUUUAACAACAUAAUAGUUCUUGGCAGAGGGAGGUAAAAUGCCUGUUGCCUAUUAUGCCCUCGCUGAAUGUUUCUUGACAUUAAAAGAGUACCAUGAAGCAAAAAAUAAUUUAAUUACAUAAGAAGGAAGAGGUGCUCUGCAGAGAAGGAGCUUUGGUGCAGCUUUGCUGAUUUUGAUGUUGGGAGCUCUGUUAUGGAAAAAUUCAGAUGUGUCUCAUAGACUGGCUAAAGGCAAAGGGACAUAAUGUUUCUUGGAACUCCAAUGGGGUUAUUUGGGCAAACAUGUUGUUAUUGUAUUUGUGCAGCUUAGUCACCGUGAUUGAUGGAAUGGUAAAUCUUUUGUACGCUGCCUUUAGCCAGUUAAAUAGGCUUUUAAAAAGGCUUCAGGCCAGGCCAUGCUAACUGUAGGCUCAGGCUUGAGCCUAAAAAAAAAGCAUACAUACAGGCUCAGCUCAAGCCUAACUUUCUAAAGCCCAACUCGGCCUAGCCUAUUUCCACCCCUAUCCUAAAUGGAGAAUCCAAAUUUGUCUAUAAUUUUUA